This is a messenger RNA of Arabidopsis thaliana (thale cress), 1464 nucleotides long. RefSeq names its product LSD1 zinc finger family protein (gene LSD1). The transcript is spliced from 7 exons. The record is from RefSeq and is marked reviewed. Gene Ontology annotation, biological process: regulation of DNA-templated transcription. NCBI's taxonomy places the organism in Eukaryota, Viridiplantae, Streptophyta, Magnoliopsida, Brassicales, Brassicaceae. Gene Ontology annotation, cellular component: nucleus; cytoplasm. The coding region runs from base 280 to 669 and encodes 129 amino acids.
CCGAGAAAAAAACCCUUACGCGUCAUGUAAAAAAAAAAGAAGCGUAAAUUACGAAAAACAGAGAGAUAAAUCCGGGCAUUGAGAUUUUGGAGAUAGAGAGAGAGAAAAAUCGAAAUCUAUUGUCUAUCUCCUCAAUUUGGAUUGGAUUUUCUGCAUAUCAUCGCUCUAGCUUUCGCGGGUUUUGGAUUCGAUUCCUUACCCUUCUCCAAUCGAAGUUUUUGGCUUUGAAUUGGAUUUGGGUUUCGUUCCAAAAUCAGCUCUUUUUGUUAAUCAGCAGAUAUGCAGGACCAGCUGGUGUGUCAUGGUUGUAGGAAUUUAUUGAUGUAUCCUAGAGGAGCAUCUAAUGUGCGUUGUGCGUUAUGUAACACUAUCAACAUGGUUCCUCCUCCUCCUCCACCUCACGACAUGGCACACAUUAUAUGUGGUGGUUGUAGAACAAUGCUUAUGUAUACGCGUGGGGCUAGUAGCGUAAGAUGCUCUUGCUGUCAAACUACGAACCUUGUGCCAGCGCACUCCAAUCAGGUUGCCCAUGCUCCUUCCAGUCAGGUUGCGCAGAUCAAUUGUGGGCAUUGUCGGACGACCCUCAUGUAUCCUUACGGUGCAUCAUCCGUCAAAUGCGCUGUUUGUCAAUUCGUAACUAACGUUAAUGUGAUUAUUCCUAUCUAUUAAGCCACCUCUGCAUGGUUGAGUUAAGUAUAGAGAUCUUUCUGUUGGAAAUUUUCAUUUCUGAUUCAUUUUGCAUCCUUAGAUGAGCAAUGGAAGGGUACCUCUCCCAACUAACCGGCCAAAUGGAACAGCUUGUCCCCCCUCUACAUCAACUUCAACACCACCCUCUCAGACCCAAACCGUUGUUGUAGAAAACCCCAUGUCCGUUGAUGAAAGCGGAAAGUUGGUGAGCAAUGUUGUUGUUGGAGUGACAACUGACAAAAAGUAAUCAAGAAUGAGUGAGAUCUUAAAGAUCAAAUCCAAAUUCUUCCUCUAUUCCUGCGUUUGGUUUGUGCAUAUUACAUACGCGGAAAAACUGUAUGUUAUAUAUCUCUUGACUCCUUUUUAACCCAAGAGAAAAAGCUUAUCAGAAUCUCUUGUUACUGCAUUAUUGGGGUUUAUUCAAAGUUGAAGACACAAGGUUUUUGCUCGAAUAAUUUGGCAUUCUUUUGCUCCAUGGAACUUGACCUUCUCUUCUGUUUGUUGACUUCUAAAACUCCAUCGGCCCUUGUGGCAUUGUUAAUGUAUGUAUGAAUAUAAUCUGAUACACCAACCAAUCAUUAAGAUUUGGGUUUGAAAUCUGUCUCUUCCGUGGAUGAGAUAUGCUACAUGUCACAAGAACUGGUCUUAGCUUUGGUAGAUAAGACUUGUCUUAGAGCAAGUCUUGAAAUCUGGAAAUCUAUUUUGCAGUAAUCUUGUCACAACAACCAUAACCUAAUCAGUCAGUACCCUCCAAGAACAUUAAAGUUAGAUGAUCCG